This is a messenger RNA of Myotis brandtii (Brandt's bat), 1789 nucleotides long. RefSeq names its product general transcription factor IIH, polypeptide 3, 34kDa (gene GTF2H3). The coding region runs from base 132 to 938 and encodes 268 amino acids. Gene Ontology annotation, biological process: nucleotide-excision repair; regulation of DNA-templated transcription. NCBI's taxonomy places the organism in Eukaryota, Metazoa, Chordata, Mammalia, Chiroptera, Vespertilionidae. The transcript has 13 exons. The record is from RefSeq and is a predicted model, not a curated record. Gene Ontology annotation, cellular component: transcription factor TFIIH core complex; transcription factor TFIIH holo complex.
AUGGAGGCGGAGGUGCUUUCGAAGAUGAAUUGAAUCUUCUAGUUAUUAUAGUUGAUACCAACCCAAUUUGGUGGGGGAAGCAAGCAUUAAAGGAAUCCCAGUUCACGUUAUCGAAAUGCAUAGACGCAGUGAUGGUGCUGGGAAAUUCUCACUUAUUCAUGAACCGGUCCAACAGACUCGCGGUGAUAGCGAGUCACAUUCAGGAAAGCCGAUUCCUGUACCCUGGGAAGAACGGGCGACUCGGAGACUUCUUCGGGGACCCUGGCAACCCCGCUUCUGAAUAUAACCCCUCGGGGAGCAAAGACGGGAAGUACGAGCUGUUGACAGCAGCAAAUGAAGUCAUUGUGGAGGAGAUCAAGGAUCUGAUGACCAAGAGUGACAUAAAGGGGCAGCACACAGAGACUCUGCUGGCAGGGUCCCUCGCCAAAGCUCUGUGCUACAUCCACAGGAUGAACAAGGAGGUUAAAGACAAUCAGGAGAUGAAGUCCAGGAUACUGGUGAUCAAGGCCGCGGAAGACAGCGCCCUGCAGUACAUGAACUUCAUGAACGUCAUCUUCGCGGCGCAGAAGCAGAAUAUUUUGAUCGAUGCGUGUGUUUUAGACUCCGAUUCAGGACUCCUCCAACAGGCUUGUGACAUCACAGGGGGCCUGUACUUGAAGGUGCCGCAGAUGCCCUCCCUCCUGCAGUACCUGCUGUGGGUCUUUCUUCCUGAUCAGGACCAGAGAUCUCAGUUAACCCUCCCUCCCCCCAUUCACGUGGACUACCGGGCCGCCUGCUUCUGCCACCGCAACCUCAUCGAGAUCGGCUACGUCUGUUCUGUGUGCUUGUCGAUAUUCUGCAACUUCAGCCCCAUCUGCACUACCUGCGAGACGGCCUUUAAGAUUUCUCUGCCUCCCGUGCUGAAGGCCAAGAAAAAGAAACUGAAAGUGUCUGCGUGAUGGUCGAGCUUUCCCACCUCCCAGAGCUGCCGUAGAAACGGGGGAGGGGAGAGGGGAGUCUUUGUAAGGAGGCUCCGAAAAAUACAGCGAUGUGUAAGAAUUCCUAAUGCGGUUCCUUACAGGAUGCAGUCCUAAAAGAUCACCCUCACCCUGUGGGGACUGCUGUACGUGGGGAGCCCUUCUCUGCAGUAUCCAUCCCUAGAAUGCUUCCAGAGGGUUCUGUCCAGACGGGGAAAAGCGCACAUUUGUGACUUUUUAAACCGGACGAUCACGUGUCACACCAGCCUGUCCUGACUGGGCGUAGGCUUUAGAGCUUCUUACUGUCAAGCGUUACAGGGGGAAUUGGAACAGUUUCAGAAAAAGUGAGUGAGGGCCUAGUCAACAUGCACCGUCUUACAUACGUGGAUCCACUUUCAGAUCCUUGUUGUCUGCGUGGAGCUUCAGCCUCAGGUACUUGCAGGUACUCAGUCCUUUGUGUGACGUCGGCACAUGUUUGGACAGCGAUGCCCAAAUAAUAAUAACAGUUUGUCUCGGAAUCACUGCCAAAUGGCUUUACAUGAGUCAGGCGAGUGAUGCAGGAGUCUGGCGGCAACUUCUUCAGAAGCAGUUGUGUGAGGAGGUCAUUUGUGAACGCUGAUGUCUGGACUGUGAGGGUACUCCAGGGUUGGGGGGAUGGAUUCUUUAUAGUGUCACCCGCAGACUGAAUCCUUUCUUUUUAACCAAGGAAAAGAAAUAAAAGUAUUAACACUGGCUAACUGAUCUCUAGAAGCUUUGGACUUAAUACUGAAAAUUUCUGUCGGUUCAAAUGAAAAAAUAUUUGUAAUUUCAGCAAUAAAAAUCGUAUUUUUUCC